UCAAGUUUGGUCCUACAGAGCUGCCGUAGUCGUCAUGUCCUUCCUGGUAGGAGUAGCGCUUGCUGUUUUACUAAUAACUUUUCUAAUUAUUAUCCGGUUAUAUGUUGUUGUGAAGAAUGGAUCAAGCUAUCAUCCUGGAGCUAAAGGUGCAGUCACAGUUCUCGUGGUUGCUGGAUCUGGUGGUCACACCACAGAAAUCCUGCGGCUUAUGGAGUGCCUGUCUGAAGCUUAUACACCUCGGCACUACGUCAUUGCGGAUACUGACAGGAUGAGCGAGGAGAAAAUCAACACCUUUGAAAGCUCCAAACAACAUUCAAAAGAGUCACAGUUCACCAUCUGUCGGAUACCACGGAGCCGGGAGGUGCAUCAGUCUUGGGGUUCCUCUGUUAUCAGCACUCUGAACGCCCUGCGGUAUUCCUUCCCACUAGUUUUCAGACUCAGACCUGACAUGGUGCUCUGUAAUGGCCCAGGGACCUGUGUUCCCCUGUGCGUGGCUGGACUCCUGCUUGGAAUUCUGGGAAUGAAGAAAGUCCUGAUCGUUUAUGUUGAAAGCGUUUGCCGAGUAGAGACACUGUCUCUCACAGGGAAGAUCAUUUACUGUAUAUCAGACUAUUUCUUUGUGCAGUGGCCGUCCUUGAGGAACAUAUACCCCAAAUCCAUUUUUCUUGGAAGAAUAGUGUGAAAUAGUGUGAUAUGCUCCACAUGCUAACAAAUUCAGUAUUACAUAUUUUGCAAUGAUUUUGGUAAAGCUUGGAAAUAAAUGAUUUAUUUUUUA
Molecule: messenger RNA, 775 nt
Organism: Labrus bergylta (ballan wrasse)
Lineage: Eukaryota; Metazoa; Chordata; Actinopteri; Labriformes; Labridae
Gene: alg14
Product: ALG14 UDP-N-acetylglucosaminyltransferase subunit
Biological process (GO): dolichol-linked oligosaccharide biosynthetic process
Cellular component (GO): UDP-N-acetylglucosamine transferase complex
Molecular function (GO): N-acetylglucosaminyldiphosphodolichol N-acetylglucosaminyltransferase activity
Source: RefSeq, a predicted model, not a curated record